Messenger RNA from Meloidogyne enterolobii, 943 nucleotides. The record is from the annotation of a GenBank genome assembly. Lineage: Eukaryota; Metazoa; Nematoda; Chromadorea; Rhabditida; Meloidogynidae.
UGCUUUCCUUAGCAUUUUACGUCUUUUCAUUUUACACUAUGUAGGUAUUCGUAAUGCUCACACAUCGACUGGUUAUUUAUGCAAAGAAUCCGCGCAUUGUCGCACUUUUAAGAUUUCGCCACUUUUUAUGUCUUAUGCAAAAUUUUUAUCUGUUUUUAUUUUUUAUCUUUUAUCUGCAUUAUAUUUUGUAAAAAUAUUUUAUUUUUGCUGCAAUUGCCUCUAUACACUUUUUCCUAUUUUUCACGUUUUUUAAGUGGAUGAAAAGGCAGAAAAAUGCUGCAGUUUUUUAUAGAAUUAAUUGUUUGGUUAGGCCUAUGGGGAAUUGUUCUUGUUUUUAAAGGAAUUUCUUUUUAUAAGUUUACUCUUUGUUCUAGUAUUUCUCUCUUAUUUUUUUUCCGUUUUUUUAAUAUCCUAUGUACAUUGUAUUUGAUCUAAAAUAUUUUUUUAUUGUUUUUUAUGUUAAAAAGUUCGUUAAAAAAGUAGCGCAAAAGCAAAAUAAAAUCAGGAACAACAAGUGAGGUUCGAAAAUUGAAUCCAAUUUUGUUGAAAAAAAUAGGAAAGGGAAUUUGAAUCCAAUUUUCUUUCCUUUCUUUUUUCGACAGCUUUUUCGUACUUAUGUCCUUUUUUUCUUUUGCUCAAUUUUAGCUUACAGCUGCGCCACCCGAAAACUUAUUUAUUUUUAUUGUUCAAACUCUUGAAUUUAAAAUAUUUAUCUAAUAAAAUCCCUUCCCCGUCCUUUGGCAAUUAAGCUAAGUCCAACUAUUUUUAUUUUUUUCCUCUUAGAGAUGAUGGCGGACAUUGUUUGUUUCUUUUCUUCCAUUCCAAUGCUAUUUUUCAACCUUUCGACCAAAACUGCAUACAUAAAAAUAUAUUUUUUAUAUCCAAUAUCCUUUUCUGCCUUUCUUUUUUUAUGCAAAAAUUAUUUUUUCUCAUAAUUUUUAUA